AUGCGCUUGCUCCUGUGGACGUUGCUAGCGACUGUGGGCGUCUUUCUUUCGUGUUGUCAGGCUGCUUCAGGCGACUCGAAUAAACUAGUGAAGUGUUCACUAUCCGACCAGUUGGCUUCGUGUGGGCGUGCGGUCGACAUUGAUUUCGAUUAUGACAAGCGUUUUCUGAGAGGCGAAAGCAGAACACUACAAUUGAAAGAAGAUAAUCGAGAUGAAGCUGAGGAGCGCGGAAUCUCCCAAGUCGCACAGAAAAUCGCAGACAAAACAAAGCAGUUGGGCAGGAAGGCCGUGGAAAUAUGGAAGCGCAUCAAAGCAUGGUACCUCGCGAAGGAGGCGCCAAUACUCGAGCGCAGAUUUAAGGAGCUGCUUAAGGAGGGCAAAUCUUACGACGAUGUCAAGGCUCAAUGGAACAGUAUCUUAUGGAGUGGCUGGUGGUCACUACCGUCAGGGUUCAAGAGAUUCCUUAGAAAGUAUGAUGAGUUUCUGAGGGAAAAUAAGCGCUUCGAUCUCGCAAAAUAA
Messenger RNA from Phytophthora nicotianae INRA-310, 519 nucleotides. RefSeq lists its product as hypothetical. The record is from RefSeq and is a predicted model, not a curated record. The transcript has a single exon. The coding region runs from base 1 to 519 and encodes 172 amino acids. NCBI's taxonomy places the organism in Eukaryota, Oomycota, Peronosporomycetes, Peronosporales, Peronosporaceae.